Rhagoletis zephyria (snowberry fruit fly) is the source of this 1478-nucleotide messenger RNA. RefSeq lists its product as uncharacterized. The record is from RefSeq and is a predicted model, not a curated record. Lineage: Eukaryota; Metazoa; Arthropoda; Insecta; Diptera; Tephritidae.
UCUUAGAUUUGCCCUUAUGCAUGGAUAUGCUCUUAUUAAAAUUCUUAGUAUAAAAUUUGUCGAAUUAAGUGGCUUCGUGGUGGCAUAUAAUUUAUUUUAUAGGGAAAUUUCUGUUUAAUACUUUUUAGUGGAUAAAUUGCCUUUACAAAAAUAUCAAACACAUUCAAAUUGCAUAUCACGAGUUUUUAGAGUUUUGCCCACUUAGGCGGCACUGUGCGACGUGGUUAAAUGUGUUACUUCUAUGAACGGCAAAUAUAAUUGUUCGGUGGAAUCUUGUGCAUUUUUUGCAUCAAGCAUAAGUGAAGUGUAACUAUUCACAUAUUUUAAAGCAUUUUGAUUGCUGUGUAAAGGUGAAUUGUCCAAUACUUUCGAGUUUGAAACCAUUUACUAAUGCAUGUAUUUUUCUUUUAUCGUUGUGAAGCAUAAACAAAUAAUUGCACAAAAAAAGUCGAUCUUCGAAAAAUGGUGGCCCAUUCACAAAUUUUUACUCACUAUUUUAUGCACCAAUGUGUAUGGAUGUGCGUCGUGCAUCUCUUCGCUCACUCCCGCCUUCCGUUGCUUUGGAUGAAGUUGUUGUUGCUGAACCUGCGGUUAAUGCGAACUCUGAGGUAAAUAUAAACACACCUUUACACUCCCAAAUAAACAAAUCGAACUCUAACCCGAAUGAGAACAAUAAUAUGCUACAAUUAGCAUUGAAUACGGUUGUGCAAGAAAUCGCCGCUCUUAGAACAGAGAAUGCGCUCGUUAUAUAUCUAAUUAACUCUUUGCAUGAGGACAAAAUGCAAUUAAUGCAAAAAUGUGAUGCCCUACAUGCCGAUGUUCGCUCAAUGCAAGCUAAACUAAAUUGCAAAGAGGCUGACAUUUCAACGCUAACAUUGGAAAACAAUUGUUUGUAAAUCUAAGAAUCUCAACCCAUCUGGCGCCAACGGUGUAAGGGAGAGUAAUGAAGCGAAUAAUUGUUCGGCUAAAAGUGCAUUGUCAUCUAACACGUAUGCUCUCAACUCUUCUCGCGUCAACGGUGUAAGUGAGAGUAAUGAAACGAAUAAUUGUUCGGCUAAAAGUACAUUGUCGUCUAAUAGCCCUGACAGACAUAUGGUUUAUGUACUAUACUAGCAUUCUAUACUACACGUCUGUCGUUGUAAACCACAAUUAUACCAUCGUACAAAGUGGUUUGAAGCUGGUUCCUAUACUACGAAAAUGAACGUGGUAUAAAGCGAGUAUACCAUGAAACACAGCCAGAGAGUAGAAAGAAUUUCACCAAAAAUGUGUGGUGAAAACAAACAGAGACAGUGAACUGAUGCAUGUAUGUGUGCCAUUUUGCUCGCGCUGGUCCAACAGUCGCAAUGGACGAGUGAUCAGAGCGCUAGAGUGUCACUUGAGAGAUCCGAGAUCGAGUCUUCGCGUAGGAGAUUUUUUUCUUUAUUAUUUAAUUUUUUUUUUGUUCUUUUAUUUUAUUUAUUGUUAAAUAAAAAUCAGCA